GGGGGGGUUAGAUGGCAUCACUGUCAACUAUUCCUGCAAUCCAGCAAAGAGAUUCACAGAAUACAGGCUGCUUUCCAGAUAAUGAGCCAGCUAAUAUCGCUGCCAUAGGGAUCAGAACCAUCGUGGAUACACUGGAACGUUCCCAAACACACCACGCACUGGCUUUGGCUGCUGAUUGCGUGGCCUGUUUAGCACACACCUGCGCAGGAAUCAGUGCUGCUCUGGUUUCCAUAGAUGCAGAUGGCGUAUUAUUCCAACUCCUCUCCAGCUCAGUAGACCUGGUCCAGAGUUGUGCUGCUGUCGCACUUGGGUAUUUGAGCUUCAAUCAUGUAGCAGAGAGACAGUUCCUGAGAAGGUGCAGGAAGAAACCUCAUCUUGUUGGGAACCUGCUUCUCUAUACCAGAAAACACAAGAUAUCCCCAACGUUUUUGGCAAGAUGGAAGCACUCCCAAGAACUGAGACUGCCCCCUAUUCGGUAAGUUUGUUUACAGCAGCGGUGGCUAACCCACAGCAGGGGUGCCACAAGUGGCACAUGGCAGAUCAUGGGGAGGACAGGCAACACAGUGGCAGGAUGCAGGA
Molecule: messenger RNA, 579 nt
Organism: Gavialis gangeticus (Gharial)
Lineage: Eukaryota; Metazoa; Chordata; Crocodylia; Gavialidae
Product: ankyrin and armadillo repeat-containing protein-like
Exons: 4
Coding region: 12-479 (155 amino acids)
Source: RefSeq, a predicted model, not a curated record